AGCAAAACAGGCGAGUGUCAGGCCACAGCUGAUGUGAUCUCACACACAUCGGGCUCCAGUGACGGAGCUGUAGGCCUCCUCCUCCUCCUGUGAGUGAGCUACCAGUACAUAGCUGUCAUCUACUGGGACUCAUAGCAGUGCCCGGCCACCAGCACAGUCCGUACAGAGCACUUAUGAAUAUUUUAAGUAAUGUCCGUGUUGUUUCUAUUGGAUACGUACCUGUAUUUAUUGACCUCUAGGAGGAGCAUUUGGAGGAGUCCUGACUUAAGGAGUGUAUACUCCUGCUGCAGACACUUUAGUCUGUACUCAAGCAUCCGCUCUAGUAGCUUUAUAUCGAAGUUUCAACCACGCGCACAUCUUUUUAGGAAAGCUGGAGAAAGGGAAUUUAUUCAUCUCAAAUCCCAAGGUUACUCUUAUUCCAUAAGCUCUAAACACAGCCCCACAACUUCAAAGGGAAUCACUCUAGCAAAGGCGUCUAUGUCACGGAUUAAGAAUACUUUUGAUUCUGUCACCAAAGCUGUCUCAAGCACACAUGGGGACUUACUUUCACGCAUUGUACGCCCAAAGCCAAACCCUGCCAAUGCUGGAAAAGAAGAAAGCGUCCAAAUAAGGGAAGCGAGCGCAACACAGUCCAACUCUGGUAAAGGGGAAGUUCAGGACACUAGCAAAGAAUCCCUUCCAACUCAGUCUAAGAAAUCAAAUAGUGCUGCGGAACCUACCUCGCUGCUCACCCAAGGCAGCUCAGUGGAUGCCCCACAAGAAAACGAGGCCAGAACAAGUCUGUUCCAUCCAAGCUCUAUUACCACUAACUUCGGGGAGACCUAUAAUUUCUUGGCCUAUCAUAUAAACUCAUAUUUUGCAAAUGAAACAAGCAUGACGAAAAAUAGCAUUGCACAAAAUGGUCAUAGUACUGAUAUAAACAGUGAAAAGGAAAAAGACUCUGAAACUGAAGACAGUGCAGGUUCUGCAAAGAAAAGUAUUACAAACUUUCUUUCGAAUCAGUCCAGUAAUGUUCAUGCUUUUGUGGGUAGUUAUCUUGGUGGUCUGGUGCCCAAGUUCAGGCCCGAGCAGAAGCUUGCCUUAGAGGAAAAGGCAAAAGACCCAGGAAGUGAAGACUCUGAGGCCAAGACUGAGCAAGAAAUAAGUAAAGAUAAAAGUGUUGAUGAAAAAGCCAAGCGAUUGUCACUUCAGAGGGAAAAGAUUAUUGCACGUGUGAGCGUCGAUAACAGAACAAGAUCUUUAGUUCAGUCACUGCAAAGAGCCUCUGACCGAAGAUUAUGCAUUAAUCGUGUUGAAGAGUUGAGCUGUCACCUUCUAGAGUUUCCCGAAACCAGAGGAGUUGCAGUUAAGGAAAAAGCUAUUCCUUACUUACUACGACUUCGCCAAGCACAUGAUGAAACCCUCCGAGCUGCUGUAAGAGAGGCUUUAGCCCUGAUUGGUUACAAUGACCCUGUAAAGGGCAGGGGAAUAAGGGUGCUCACCAUCGAUGGUGGAGGAACCAGAGGGAUCGUAGCACUCCAGACACUUCGGAAGAUAGAAGAACUGACCGGGAAACCAGUGCAUGAGCUUUUCGAUUACAUCUGUGGUGUCAGCACAGGGGCUAUACUGGCAUUUAUGUUGGGUUUAUUUCACAUCCCGCUUGAUGAAUGUGAAGAACUGUAUCGUAAAUUAGGAAAUGAUGUCUUCAAGCAGAACGUUAUUGUUGGAACAGUUAAAAUGGGCUGGAACCAUGCCUACUAUAAUAGUGAAAUGUGGGAAAAAAUGCUAAAGGAAAGAAUGGGCUCUGACAUUAUGAUUGAGACUGCAAGAAAUCCCUUAUGUCCUAAAGUUUCUGCGGUCAGCACCAUAGUAAACAGAGGAAUACCGUUAAAGGCAUUUGUGUUCAGGAACUACAACCAUUUUCCAGGUGUUAAGUCGCCUUACAUCGGAGGUUGCCAAUAUAAUCUGUGGCAAGCAAUUCGAGCCUCAUCUGCAGCACCCGGGUACUUCCAGGAGUAUGUCCUUGGAAAUGAUUUGCACCAGGAUGGAGGACUUCUAAUAAAUAACCCAUGUGCCCUAGCUGUUCAUGAAUGUAAAUCCCUCUGGCCAGAAGCAUCACUCCAGUGCAUAGUCUCACUUGGCACAGGCCGAUAUGAGGGUGCAAUGAAGACUACAGCCACACACACAAGUCUGAAGGCCAAACUGAACAAUGUGAUCAGCAGCGCAACUGACACAGAAGAGGUUCACAAAACAUUGGACGCCCUCCUACCUCCAGACAUCUAUUUCCGAUUCAACCCAAUGAUGAGUGAAGACAUACCACUGGAUGAAAAUCGCAAGGAAAAACUGAGCCAACUUCUGUCAGAUAGCCAAAACUAUCUAGAGCGAAAUGAAGAGAAACUCAAGAAAGCUGCCAAUGUCUUGAAACAAGAGAGAACAACAUUCCAGCGUAUUUGUGACUGGACUAAAUUAAAAGUAGACAUGUAUGAUGGCCUUCCACUUCUCUCCAAGCUUUAGAACUACAACCACGUAUGGCACAGAGGUGCAUCUGUUUGUCUCUAGGCACACCAAUGGUGUGUCAUUUACACCUUAUGUUCUCUUGUAGCCAAGAUGUAAAGGGAUCAUUAUGAAUGAUUUGUAAUUGUUCUUCUUUAUAGAAGAAAUGUAGAUUAUUGUGGAGCCAGAGGGAUGGUAAUACCUUAUUUUAGACAAAUUUUUACAUUGGACAUGCAUUUGAUAAAAGGAAUGUACAUAUUAUAUUUGCUCACUUUUACUGUACUUUAUUAAUCUAUUGGAUAUAUUUGAUUUAGCUGUAUACAUAAUUAUUUAUUCAAAAUGGAAUCUUGAUUUCCGUCCUGGCCUCCACCCUGUCAAAGGAUAAGUGCACUAAAACCUCCACCUUACUCUCCAGCAUAUAUUAAUGGGUGCAGUAUCAUGCACAUAAGGUGAUUCCGUAUUAGAUGUGCACAAUGAAUUGAUGUUUUUGACAAGUUCAUGACCUGAAGCAGAUGUUUAUCCUUUUCUACUUUAAUUUAAAUAUAGAAUGAAACUGUAUAAAAAAAAGAGUAAAUCAAUUGUUUUAUCUGGUACUGAUCCUGGGUAAAUGCAUUAAGCUAUACGACAUACAAAAUCUGCUAGAUUCAGUCAACAGCUUAGCCGAGCUUCUAUAAUUCUAUUCAUUCCGCUGCACUGCAUUCUGAAAACUAUGUUUUGCACAUUAGAUUGGUGCAUAGUGUGUAAAGCGUAUACCUCCUUGAGUGUAUCUUCCCCACGCAGGCUAUCUGCCGACACUGAAAAAGCAGGGGAUGCUGAAUGAUAGAAGCCUGGUCUUCUAAAGGCUCAUUGGAUUUCAGGAACAGUACAAGAUGAUUUAGAAUGUGUUUUACAAAUGACUACAACAUGUACAAGUCAUUUGAGGUAUCUAAAUGUAAAUGAUAUUAAAAAGUUGCUAAACAAUUCAAUUUAUUUUUAUGAUGUACUGUUUUCACAGUUUGUCCAAAGACAGGAAGAAAAAUAUUGUACUAUAAGGAUAAGUAGUUUAUAUAAUAAACCCCAAUAAUUGAUGGUCAAUUUAAUUAUAUCAUUUAAGAAAAUCGCUCACCUUCAAAAUGUUUCCAAAAGAAACGUAAAGAUUUGUAUUUAGUUUUGUAGGAAAAUAUUUAAAAUAACUUUUAUUAUACAAAUAAAAAUUCCUAUUGUUUUGAUGCUUUAGAGUCCAGUGAGUGGUGUUGUGUAAUGAUUAUCAGCCCUCUUAAUGUGUGCCUACAGUGAUAGUUGUCGAUCACUUAGGACCGCCCACUGGACUUCUAAGGCCAGAAUGAUCUUCAUGUACACAACUCUGCUCCAGUCACAUGCAGUCCCUGAUCUGACAUGUCCAAUGUCAUAGGUUCCCUUUGAAGAUAUAUCUUAACUGAGAUGGGGAGUCCACAGACUUCACUGCCAUAAUCCUCAUAUGCUGAUUACCUUGGGGUUAUCCUAGUAGAUACUGUUAUGUUCUUACCAUUUCAUAAAAAAACAUAUAGAAGUGCGUGUGUAUUCCUUAAGAUGUACCUGUCAUUUACAAAAACUUUACAUAAUCUAGAUAAUACAAUUAUAUGUAUAUUUGUAGUAUACAUUGGAAAAAAAAAAGUGUAUAUGUUUGGGUGAAAAAAUCUUGGGAUUGUCCCUGCAGCAAUAGCUUGUGUCCCUGCAGCAAUAGCUUGUGUCCCUGCAGCAAUAGCUUGUGUCCCUGCAGCAAUAGCUUGUGUCCCUGCAGCAAUAGCUUGUGUCCCUGCAGCAA
Hyla sarda is the source of this 4255-nucleotide messenger RNA. It is a transcript of the gene PNPLA8, whose product is annotated as patatin like phospholipase domain containing 8. The coding region runs from base 190 to 2493 and encodes 767 amino acids. Lineage: Eukaryota; Metazoa; Chordata; Amphibia; Anura; Hylidae. The record is from RefSeq and is a predicted model, not a curated record. Gene Ontology annotation, cellular component: membrane. The transcript is spliced from 10 exons. Gene Ontology annotation, biological process: arachidonate metabolic process.